AAUGUCACACCGGAGCCCAAGCCCAGCAGCAGAGCGGGGAGAGGUUGGCGCUCCUGGCCAGAGGUGGCGGCGGCUAGGCCGGGGCCUGGGGAAGGAUUCCUCCAGGAGAAAAGGUCACAUAAAGUCGCAUUUUGUCAGAGGACACAAAACAGCAGCUGAUUUCCAAAUUUCUUGACAAGUUCUGACCUUCAGCUUCUUCUCAAGCAUGCAAUGACCACCGGUGGCUUUCUGCCUUAGGGACCAGGAGAGAAUGCUCCAAUGGAGAGGUUCCAGAAAUUCACUUUACUUCUUUUCAUCGUAUCUGCCUCGCUAACAGGUCUUGGCUUUUGUUAUUCUAUUGUAAAUGGCCCUACUAAUGCAACAGUCCUUGCUGGUUCAGAAGCCCGGUUUAAUUGCACUGUUAUGAAAGGAUGGGUCAUUCUCAUUUGGUUGUUUAAGGCAAAUCCUGUCCUCACUGUCAUUAAUCCUCAAGGACCUAUUGAAACAUCAGACCGCUUCACCUCUCAAAAUUAUACCAAUAAUGAUGAAUUUACCUCAGAGCUGAUCAUCCACAACACCCAGCUAAAUGACUCUGGAAAAAUUGAAUGCAGCACCCAGCAAACUGGUGAGAGCAGCUUUGCCUUUCUUUCUGUUCAAGUUAAUGGAUCUUUAUUCAUCAAAAAUAGCACCUUAACAGUUAAAGAGAAUGAAACACUUGAAAUUGUUUGUGAAGCCUUAGGAUGGGCUCCAGCUCCAGACAUUACUUGGAUGACAAAUGACUCUCUGAUUGAUAAGUCGAGGUAUGUUACCCAGCAAAGUCAAGGAUCUAAUGACCUCCACAAUGCCUUGAGCGUCCUGACUUUGACUCCAACAGACACUGAGAUUUUGACUUGUUUAGCUGAUAUAGAAGCACUCCCUAGACCUCAGAAUGCAACUAUAACUGUUUUCUUUGUCAACUCUACUCUAGAAAAUGGUUACAGUGAAGACAGCAUAAGCACAUGGGUUAUUGUACUUGCAGUCGUGUUUUCAAUUGUUGGUUUUAUUCUCCUGGUCAUUAUUAUUGUGGUUGUCGUACGCUGCUGCUGCCUGAAGAAAGGAUCCUCGUACGAAAGCGAAGCAAGGAAAAUUUCAACUACAAAGAAAACAGAUGGCCAUGCAGAAAAAAGGCAAAGGAAUGGUAGCGAAAAUGAGGGAUACAUUCCAGAGGAACCACAGCACACAGAACAAAUCCCUAGAAUUGUCCUUCCUCCUCCAAUGUCUACAAAGUUCACUGUCCGUGAUGCAGAUUUACAAACCAGUUCUGUACUAAAGGGGCAACCUCAAAGACAUAAUGACCAUCCGGUCAGCCCAAAGAAAAUUAGAAACGUGACACAUGUUUAGAAUGGACUUCUGGAAAUUCCUCUGUCAGCUGCAUUUUAUACAUUUGGACGGCUUCCUGUGACCAAGAAAGGUCACCACCAGUUCUCUCAAAUUAUAGAUUAUUUUUGUGUUUAUUUAUCAUGUAAUGAAAUAAAAUUGCAACCUCUGCAAUGUAGCAUAUGAUAGCUCAGCAAAAUAAUGGACACAAAUGGCAGCCUUAAAUUCAGAGACAAUGAGUUUGAUGGGACUCUACAACAACAAGAAUCUGGUUUGGAAUUCGAAGGAAUCACCAAAACUCCUAUCAGACAGAAAUAUCAGGUUAUCCACAGCAAGUUCAAGGACUGGAACUGUUAGUGAUUGAUUAGCUCAGAAGAAUACUGGUUAAUAAACUAUCUAUUGCUUUUUUUAAAAUUUACAUACAGCUGAUCAUCUCAAGCUCAUAGAUCAACCGCAUUUUUCAGUUCCUGUUCUGUAAUAAAACCAAGGGAAGUUUUCAUCAGGGCUGUUUCAAAAUUUCUAACAAAAAUAUCUGUGGAUCAGAAGUGAUUUUUUUUUAUAAAUGAAUACAUUCUUUUGUUAAAGGUAUUUGUCUUAAAAAUGUUGUUCCAGUGUUAAAUAAAAAGCAAUUACCCAUAUGCCAAAAAUCCUGUUUUGACUGAAAGGCAAAAAUCUUGAGCUGAAAAAUAUGGAUUUGAAAAUCCUGAUUUUUAAGAGUUGCUGCUUAAUGCUUUAUGUCUCUGUUCUACUUGUGGGCUGAGUUUGGCAGCCAAAUGAUGUGGGCCACAACAAAGGGUGGCUGUUCCCAAUCUAAAAACUAUGGUUUCAUUAAAAAAAUGCUUAAACGUAUCUUUUUUUUUUUUUUUUUUUUUUACGCAAACACGAACUUCUUUCAGAAAAACAAGUUCUUUUCCAGUGUGCUCAUCCUUCUACCCACUCAAGGCAUUUUGAAUUAUUCAGCGUUUUGCAUGCUAAUCUUUUGUAUGAACCAAUGCAGGUGCUCUUUGAAUGCUGAAAGAAGUUGCUGCAUCUCAGUGAUAAUCUGUGUAAUGAAAAUAAGAUAUUUGCAACCUAAUCUCAGGAAAAAAAAAUGUUAUUUUGCAUGUUUAGCAUUUAGGAUCUCAUUAAAUUGUGACGGAUUUUGCACUGCUAGUCACAUUCUCAUUCAGUCUGUCAGAACAAGCACUGGGACUAAUUCAUCAUCUGCCAUGUGCAAUUGUAUCAAAAGCUCUUUCAGAUUCUGUCCAUCUCCACUGUUUCUGUCUUGUUUGGUUAAGGAGGAGCUUUGAAAUGUAUUCCCUUUGAAUAUAAUUGUACCAAAAACAUGUUAUGUAAAUAACUAUAGUGUUUUACAGAGAAAAUAUAAGUAAUUUACACUGUG
This is a messenger RNA of Cygnus atratus (black swan), 2716 nucleotides long. RefSeq names its product immunoglobulin superfamily member 5 (gene IGSF5). Lineage: Eukaryota; Metazoa; Chordata; Aves; Anseriformes; Anatidae. The transcript has 9 exons. Gene Ontology annotation, biological process: cell-cell adhesion. The record is from RefSeq and is a predicted model, not a curated record. The coding region runs from base 259 to 1359 and encodes 366 amino acids.